Komagataella phaffii GS115 is the source of this 1347-nucleotide messenger RNA. RefSeq lists its product as uncharacterized. The transcript has a single exon. Bases 1 to 1347 code for a protein of 448 amino acids. Lineage: Eukaryota; Fungi; Ascomycota; Pichiomycetes; Pichiales; Pichiaceae. The record is from RefSeq and is a predicted model, not a curated record.
AUGUCUGCUCCACUAAGUCCACUAAUUCAGCAAAUGGUAUCCUUGAUGGAGGCCCGAACCAACGGCGCAGACCCAGGAACUGGUAUUCUGCCCCGUCUAAACUCUGCCGCUGAUAUGCUGGGAGGAGUUGAUAGAAUCCCCAGGGAGCUAAUCAAUUACGUGCAGGGGAAACAGCUUGCUCUUUUUGGUGAUUAUCCAAGCGGCAAGGAUACUGCACCUUCAGCCAUUUUCAUGGUGGUGUUUUUCUUUAUCUUCCUGGCACACUUGACCCUUUUUGGGAUCAAUUGGAGCAGGGGCCACAAGUUCUUGCUUUCUUUUGGGUUUGCUUUUUAUGCACUACUGAGAGUCGUUGGGUUCGCUCUUAGAGUCGCAUGGAGUAGGGAAAUCACCCGAGUGCAGGUAGGUAUUGCAUCCGAAGUGUUCUUAAUCAUUCCAACGAUUCUGCUGGCCAGUUUCAAUUUGAUUCUAGCUCAAAGACUGUUCACUUGGAGACAUCCGUAUGUGGGGUCUUCGAAGCUUUUUUGGGGAGCUUUAUUGACAGUUUACUCUGUGGUUAUCUCCGUUGUUGUGAUGACCAUCGUUGCUGCCGUUGUUCCAUACGUCUAUCUGCUAUCCCAUAGAAAUUAUGAGAUGAGCAAGAACGUGGUCAAGGUGUCCAGUAUCUUGGUCAUUUUGUAUUCUCUUUUGGCAACUGGUUUGAUAUUAGUGUCUUAUCUUUUCAAACCAACCAAGAGAGAUAAAGGAUGCCUGAUUUACCAGCCAACUUGGUUGGAGUCUUUCAGUCCAACUUAUUUCCCAUUAAAGGACAGUGCCAAACAACAUGAACAGAUCUUUAUCGGUCGUAACGGCGCAGCUGCCUUUGCGUCGACUAGAAUCAUUGCCUCUUCAUAUCACUACAACGCUCAGUCUGACGUACUUCCAGAGCCAACUGCAGAGAAUCUGAAGCUGGAACCAGGUAAUGAGGACAAUCUUGUAAGGUACUCUUCCAGUACAGGACAACUGAAGCACAACUAUUCCAUUAUUAUUGUCACACUUACCACCACGUUCAUCCUCAUUGGAGCCGUCUUCCGUGCCAUCACUUGUUUCCUCGAUAGGACAGUUGAGACCCAAAGCUGGAUAUUUAAACCUGUUGUCAUGUACAUGCUUUGGGGAUUCCUUGAGACAGUCAUCAACGUUAUCUAUUUGCUUGGAAGAAUCGACUUACGUUUCUAUAGACCAGACAGGUUCCCCAAGGACAUGUUGGUCGGUAAUGAGGCUGUCGAGCCUUCCCCAGUGAUCUCAAAUAAGGAAAGAACAUCUUCCAUCUCAGAAAGAACUAGUAAUCCUGAGAUUGUUCGUACUGUGUAA